UGAUAGACAGGUCAGGAACAGGGCUGGAUAACAUUAGUACUGACAUUGAACCAUCUGGUCUGGCUGUGAUGAAGGACGGAAGUCUGAUUUACUCUGACCACAACAAUAAAGUAAUCUAUAGAGUGUCACUCAAUAAACAGAAAACAAAACUUAUAAAUACUGAGUAUGAUCCUUUUGGACUGUGUUGUACCAGGUCAGGUGAUAUCCUAGUCUGUAUGGGUGAGAUGUUCCUUGAUACAGCGAGAGUGGUCAAGUACAGCAGCAGUGGGAGGAAAAUCCAGGAAUUCCAGAUAGAUCAGAAUUUUGAGGCACUUUUUCUUGAUCCAAGGUUUGUCUGUGAGAAUAUCAAUGAGGAUAUCUGUAUAAGUGAUUGUAAUACGUUUGGAAAUAGUAAAGUGGUCGUACUGAACACGGCUGGAAAUCUUCGUUUUACAUAUGACGGGAAGGCCGAAGCUGGGGCGUUAAAAUAUUUCUUUCAACCGUUUGAUGUGACUACCGACAGUCUGGGCUACGCAGCUAUGAUAAGGCUGUUUUCAGGCUUCGCAGGGGAAGAUGGAGCUGACCUCUUGCGUACAUCUUCACACACCUCUCCCAGAUCUCCUCAAUACGGUGUCUUUCUUGAGUCAAAGAAGAAGACCGGAAGUGACGCAGGUGUGGCCCAAGACUUCUGUUGUCGUCAUCUCCUGGUCCAUCAUGAAACACCAUCUUCUGACUGUCAGUGCACCACCAACCUUAUCAUAGCUGCGUACAUCCUUAUCGCAGACAAGGCCAAUGAUGCCGUGCACUUGAUUAGCCAAGACGGGAUCUUCCUGUCUCUCAUAUUGACAGAGUAUGAUGGGAUAUCACUGCCAUUCGGAAUCUCUGUAGACACGUCAGAUAACUUAUGGCUGGUAGAACAAGAAAAAGCCUGUAUCAAACUGUAUCAGUAUUUGUUCCAACAUUGAAGGACCCAUUCCUAUACUGUGAACUAUCACAAAUGCAUAUAUUAACCUUACAAAAUAUCUCGCCAUAAAAACAAAAUAUAUUAAUUCUUUUAUCCUAUAUAGACAAGUGAUCAAAUAUACGU
Saccostrea cuccullata (small rock oyster) is the source of this 1066-nucleotide messenger RNA. RefSeq lists its product as uncharacterized. The transcript is spliced from 3 exons. The record is from RefSeq and is a predicted model, not a curated record. NCBI's taxonomy places the organism in Eukaryota, Metazoa, Mollusca, Bivalvia, Ostreida, Ostreidae. Bases 69 to 944 code for a protein of 291 amino acids.